AUCAUGUAAGUAAUGAAUCUAAUGAAAUGUAUGAGUCUUUGAAGCUGUAUAUAUUUUUUUAAAAUUUAUGUGUACAUGAUAUUAAUUUUAUUUUAAGGGUUGUUUCUAUCACGGUUGCCUCAGUUGUUUUGAUGGGGAUCAGAUUCAUCCUUUCAAAGGUGUAACGAUGAGAGCUCUACGACAAUCAACUGAAGAGACGACCGAAAAACUACGUGCUCUUGGUUAUGAUGUGAUAGAGUGUUGGGAACAUCAAUUUCGCAAUUUAAAGAAAGAUGAUAGGGAGCUCAAAGAAUUUCUGUUCUCUCACAAGUUAAAAGAUCGCCUUAUUCCCCGAGACGCAUUUUACGGUGGCAGAACCAAUGCUAUCAAACUUUUUCAUGAAGGGAAUGCCAAAUAUGUUGAUUUUACUUCUCUUUAUCCAUGGGUAAUUAUUUGUAACUCCUUUUUUCGUUUAUGUAGUUUUCUGAAUAAUUUUUAUGCAUAAUUUUUUAUGUUUAUGUUUUUUUUAUGUUUAACCUAGGUGAACAAAUAUUGUAAAUAUCCUGUUGGUCAUCCCUCCAUUAUCACUGAAGGUUUCAAGUCAUUGGAAAAUUAUUUUGGGAUUAUGAAGUGUACCAUUCUUCCACCAAGAAAACUGUUCUUACCAGUGCUGCCCUACCGGAGUAAUAAGAAACUAAUGUUUCCACUCUGCAGGACAUGUGUGGAAACACUCCAGCAGAGUCCAUGUAUACAUUCAGAUGUUGAGAGAGAAAUAACUGGGACAUGGGUAACAGAGGAGGUGAAAUUAGCCUUGAAGAAGGGAUAUGAAUUAAAAGAAAUUCACGAAGUUUACCACUUUGAAGAGUCAUCUUCUACGCUCUUUAAGAACUUUAUAGAUUUAUUCUUAAAGAUCAAGCAAGAAUCGAGUGGAUGGCCCGUUGAAUGUAACACUGAAGAGGAGAAAUUAAAGUAUAUUGAAGAUUACCUAAAAAGAGAAGGAGUUGCACUGGAUGCUUCAAAAAUAAUGAGAAACCUAGGACGAAGAGCAGUGGCCAAACUUAUUUUGAACAGUUUUUGGGGACGGUAAUUAUUAGUUAAUAUUUACUUUAUUCUACUGAAAACCGGUGAAUU
Molecule: messenger RNA, 1110 nt
Organism: Parasteatoda tepidariorum (common house spider)
Lineage: Eukaryota; Metazoa; Arthropoda; Arachnida; Araneae; Theridiidae
Source: RefSeq, a predicted model, not a curated record